CAAGACUAAGCCCACCCGUCGCACGAGGAAAGAAGCCCUUGUCGCUGCUACAACCAAUCUCAAGAACCCAUUGUUAUCGAUCUCACUAGAAAUUCUUUUCGAGAUCAUGCAUUAUCUCGCUCCGUACGACUUAGUCCAUCUCGCUCUCACAUGCAAGCCCUUUCGGAAGACCUUGCUCUCUCGUGAUGUUGCAUUUUUAUGGAAGGCCUCGUAUGAUAACUUGCCUCAUGCUUCCCGGUGCCCCGAAGGUCUGUCAGAGCCUGCAUGGGCUUACCUUAUUUUUGGGGGGAAACACUGUCACACUUGUGGAGAAGAAGACCAAGACACAGAAUGCAGUGUCUUCUUGUGCCGCCGAUUUUGCUCGGGAUGCAAAAACAAGUAUAUCUGUCGAGACAUACAUGUCUGCGAGAAAUUGCUUCCGCAGACGAUGCUUCCAUGCUUACCUGCCUAUUUCAAAGUUUUCUGUGACCCAGCAAAACAUGAAACGGGGUUUCAUUAUGGGGGGUUUUGGUAUCAGGACGUCCUCAGCCUUCAGGCCGAACUGAGUCCACUCUUUGAAACCUUGACCGGCGAGGACCUACAGGCUGCUCUAACUACCGUUAGAGAGCGUAGAGUAUCAGCUUUGAAAGCUAGACAAAAACAUGCCGAACACUGCUCGAAUUGGUUUUACAAAUGCGAAGGAACACUCAGCCACGAGGUUGGUAUGCGAUUGUCGGCGCUUGGGUAUGAAUAUCAGGAUUAUGCCCACAUCGUAGGAAAACCAACAAAUUUACUUCCGACGAUCCCUCUUCGCGACCAAGGAGGAGCGAGAACGAUGCAGCCGCCUUCGGGAACGACGAAAAGCGUUUUCCGACGUUUAUGUCCAAUACCUCCAGACCGAGGUUCACUCUUUACGGCAGCCUACUUUUCCCAGCGAACACGAUAUCCCGUACAUACCCAAAACUCAAGACCUGGUCGACAACGAUAUCGAGCUCUCUCUUCAGUUCAAACAGGAAGCGAAACAACUCCUGAUCUCUCUCACCCCGACGCUGCAAGCCUGGGCCGAUAGCAGAACAGCUGCUGCAGUCGCCGCAAUUCCUUCCUCUGUACUUGCAGAACCAUUUCCGAAGAGCGGUCAAAGCUCUGAACUGCAGUCUGACAUCACUAGCUCGCCUUUGGAACUGGCGGUUUCGGUCUUCAAGUGUGAAAAAUGUGAUGACAUGGCGAACCAGACGCAGCGCUCCUCAAGGUAUUUAGCAGGUCUAGAGAUCCUUGCUCAUCGGUGCAGAGUGCACUAUCUUCACCCUGAAGGCAGCCCGGAUCCCCCUUUACCUCUGUGGAACGAGCGAGGUAGUAGGCUAGUAGCCCACCUCCUGAAAUUGCUUUGCCUUGACCCGGCUACCACGACUCUGAUUCAUCGUUUCGCGUGCUUAUUAGGUGGAACAUACUUGCGAGCAGCGAGGUGGUUCGCCUACCUUUAA
This is a messenger RNA of Stereum hirsutum FP-91666 SS1, 1460 nucleotides long. RefSeq lists its product as uncharacterized. The annotation marks the transcript as partial. The transcript has 8 exons. NCBI's taxonomy places the organism in Eukaryota, Fungi, Basidiomycota, Agaricomycetes, Russulales, Stereaceae. The record is from RefSeq and is a predicted model, not a curated record.